CAUCAUCGUCAGUGGAACCAAGUAACGAACCAAGAAACCAGCUACUACCAGCUCCAUCUACUGAGAGGGACAUUAAUUAGUUUUUGUCGGCAUGCAUCAACAGCUUUGGCAAAAUGCAAGGACACGUCGCCUGGCCAGGCACAGGAACAUGAACUCGAGCAGUGCGACUACCUAUCACCUACCAGCUCUCUUGAUUGUUCUCCUGGUGCUCAUUCAGAAUUUUGAUCUCCACAUGUGUCGGCAAUUGAUGAGACAGCCAAAUGACAAACGCUCCAAAGAGUCGAUGAAAAUGAGAAUGAUGUUGGCAUCAUCACCAACAACAUUAAAGGAUACUUCUACACCUGAGGAAAUGCUCGAACAGGAUAAACGUGGCAAAUCAUCUACAUCAGAAUCAGCAGCAACUGCGGCAUCAUCGUCAUCGAUGAGAGCCAGUCAACCGGAGGAGAUUUUCAGUAUGCCAAAUGAUGACACGGACAAUAACAGCAAUAACAAUAACAACAACAACAACAACUAUGAUGAAUAUCCGUUAAAAUUUCAAUGCUAUUUCCUUAAAUUGCAGAUGGUGGUACCCAAACGAGCUGCUUUACUUUUGGAUCGUUUGAUGGUGGCUCUGCAUCAUGCCCUGGAGCAUGAACACAAUGGCCAUCGCAUUGGUGAAUUCUAUGCCAAUAAGAACAAUCUAAAUUCAAAGUUAUUGGAAUAUCAGAAUGGAUUGGAUCAACGGCUAACUGGCGAUGAAGGGAACAAUCUAAAUAUGUAUAGCGAUGAUGAUCCGGGCGUAAUGCUUGAUUAUGAUUUCAAAGACUUAAAUCAAAUAAAUCGCGCCACUGGCGAAACAUUAAUGCCAAAGAGCUUUCAGAGAAGAGCUGGUGCGGAGUUAACAAUGGCAGGAAGUGGUCCGUCGGCAUCAUCAUCAUCAGCAUCAUCAUCAUCAUUGUCAUCAUCUGCAGCGUCAGUGUCAGCAUUACCAGCAUCGAGCAGGCGUUUGCAUGGUGGCUCUGGUUCCGGUUCCGGUGGUGGACGAAUGUAUUGGCGUUGUUACUUCAAUGCCGUCAGCUGCUUUUAAAAUACUUCACUUUCUUCUUCUCCCUCAACCUCUCUCUAAUCUCUGUUCUUUUCUUUUUUCUGUGGUUUCUUCUUGAUUUAAAGUAUGUUAAUUAGACAUUUAGUCUAAAUUUUGUUUCAACAUUAAUCGUUUUCCUCGCUGCUACAAUUACUGCUCUCGCUACUGCUGAAAGUUGUUCGCGUUAUUAACUGAAAUCGUUUGUAAUGUAUCUAGUUCUAUAAAUGUAAUCUAUACACCUUUCUAUAUAAUAUAUUUAAAUAUAUGUAUAUCUGUAG
Messenger RNA from Drosophila willistoni, 1341 nucleotides. RefSeq names its product probable basic-leucine zipper transcription factor L (gene AstCC). The record is from RefSeq and is a predicted model, not a curated record. The transcript is spliced from 4 exons. Lineage: Eukaryota; Metazoa; Arthropoda; Insecta; Diptera; Drosophilidae. Bases 92 to 1066 code for a protein of 324 amino acids.